AUAUAUCUGAUAUCUGUCAAUCUAUUUCACAAAUUGCCACAUUUUAUCAUCUGAGGUGACCAAAGACCUAGAAACAUUGCAAUGUGGCGUAUCUGGCAUCAGAAAAGAUGUGUAGUAUACUGAUGGGCAAUGGAUAGUGGUGACGAUUUUUUGUAAGAAGUGGAAUGCGAAAAACACUAAUUUUUUAUGUAUUGCUGAGGUCACAUCCUUCUAAUUUUGACGCAAUACAAUCUGCUGGAGGAGGGCACACUAAAUAUUAAGACAUCAGGUUAGUUAACGUAACUUUGUAUGAUCUGUCCAAUGGUAUAUCACAAUAGGUACUCGCUUUCAGUUGUAGCAGGGGGACCCUGUAAGUGAUUUUAGCUGUUACAUAACUUACCUAUAUUGUCGUGUUUCAAUGGAAUGUGAUGCUCGUAUCUUUAGAACUAAGACCCAAACAAUUGUCGAUAGGAAAAUAAUAUUUAUCUACAAUUAUAACAAAUAUACAAAAUAAGUCUUUACCAUUGCCUAUUGAGCACAAGAUCUGUGGAAUCGGGAUAUAAUAUAUCAUAAAUUUAUAAUGAGGCUUCAUUAUGUUUUUUCAAAUUUUAAUAGUACAUGUAUAUUCUUUAGUAUGUAAGUAUAAUAUAUUACAUAUUAUAGGUCAAGGUCAUUGAAUCACUGCACACACUGUAUAAAACUGUCUCAAGAUUUUGUCAAAUUUGCCAGUGUUUAUGUAGAAUUUUCCUGAAUUACCCCAUUGGACUAUUGUAUAAAGGUACCAAGACUAUGGGGAAGUCUAAAUAUUCAAGGAAAACUAAACCAGAAACAACAGGACAAUCUCCAAAGAUUUCAAAAGGACCAACAAAAAAUGUAGCCAAAUCCAAUAUGGCUUCCACAAGUAAUCUUUCCACAACUGGUAAAAUUUCAAAUUUGAACAGCAAUAACAACACAACUACUACAGAUGAUAUAAUGACAGUUAUAGUUGCAUUACAACAAAAGGUGGAGGAUUUGAUGGAUAGUACGAACCGUCUAGUACAACAACUGGAUUUACAGCGACAACAAUUUGUGGAUAUUUUAGACAGCCACAUAACGAAGGUAAAGUUGAAGAUUGACACUGAGAUCAGUAUUUUACGUGAUAACAUUGAUAAUAUGCACGCUCGUUUGGAUAUUUUGGAAAAUCAAGACAAAUCUGAUUCUGUGAAUUCAAAUGCGAUUGAAAUUGAGGACAACUGUAUUGUGAUUAAGAAUUUGGAUCAAACGUCGGACUUGGCUCAAACUGUGAAUGAUAUUUUUGAUGAACUAUUGAUGGAUGACAAAAUUGAAACUACCCCUGAUGGUGUCAAAAGACUACAAUCUCAACAGGACCGAUCAGGUAUCGUGUUUGUAGCCUUGACAUCACAUAGAGAUAAAAUGUGCAUACUGAAAUCGAAACAUCGCCUUAGACACUCCACAAAGUACCGCAAUGUUUAUAUUGACACCAGGAAAACUAGGGAACAACUACAGCAGGAAUAUCUAGUACGCUCUCUCAGGAAAAUGACCGGUUCUCCAAAAUGACUAUCAACCCCCCCCACACACACACAUUAGGAUUGUGGAUAAAUUAUACACAAAGGCAUAACAACUGACAUGUGUAUUUUGCCUUGGGUAACUUUAAUUCAGUAAUACCCUUGUUUACAUCCAGUCGAUCUUGGAUAUUCGACAACUGCAUAUUGCCUAUGUACACGAUUAUGGCAUCAAUUAGAUUGUAAGUUAUAGGCUAAUAAGCUUGUUUCAUCGCAGAACUACUGAACCAAGAAAAACCAUAGGAUUAUAUUUUGUAAAGAAAAGAAACACAUUGACUUAUUUGUGCGACUUGAGUAAUAACUAAAAACAUUUGACUCAUUUUUGAAUUCAUAUGGCACAGAUUAAUGUCGACAUAUAUGUACACAGUAAUUAGUUUGAUAUUUAAACUAAUAACAUAGACUCACCAUUUAAUCAUAUCGAAACUGGACAAUCAAUGGACUGAAUCGAACAAAGAAA
Molecule: messenger RNA, 1998 nt
Organism: Owenia fusiformis
Lineage: Eukaryota; Metazoa; Annelida; Polychaeta; Sabellida; Oweniidae
Source: the annotation of a GenBank genome assembly